AUGCUGUUCAACCACACUAUCAAGGCGCUUCUUCUCCCACGCUCUGAAGAAGCUGCCGAACCUAUAAUACUAAAUGUUAUUUAUCAACCAAUGAGACUUAUUCCCCGUGCCGACAUACAAAUGCUCAAGGUGCCGAAGCAACCAACAUGUCGAUACGAUGGGCCGAGCUGGGUCCCGAAUCUGAGAUCCAUAGACCGCAGAUGGAGUUUGGCAAUGCCCCUCUGCGGCCGAAUUCUCAGUCAGCAAAUGAGGGGUAUAAGCUACAGGCGUACAGAGAACCAAGCAGCCCUAUCAACGGCGGACGACUGGGGAGAGGAGACACAGACUGAAACUCCUGAUCAUGAGGAUGAGGGGAAGGAAGGGUAUCAAACUUCUACUCCAACAAUGAUGAUCGAACCUUGGGAGGAAAAGGCCCAGACCGUUCGCGAUUACCGCGAUGCGACUCUCGCCAAAGUCGACCCUCCGCUCACCCCGUUGCCUGAUCCGCUGCCGCUGAACUCAAUAGAUCUGCCCAAGCAGCUCCUCACUGCUCGUGAAUAUGAACUUACUCAGAAUUACGAUACCAUUGCUCUUCUCCGCAUGCUGCGCGCCAAGGAGGUUACCUCUGAAGAGUUAAUCAGAGCAUUCCUCCGUAGAGCUGCGAUUGCUCAACAUGCAGUAAACUGUGUUACGGAACUUAUGUGGGACGAGGCCGUUGAACGAGCAAAAUAUCUCGAUUCGCUCCCGAACCCCAUAGGACCUCUACAUGGACUACCUAUCUCCAUCAAAGAGCAUCAUGGCAUGAAAGGUAAGAAAUGCAACGCGUCCAGCGUCGGUUGGAUCGAUCAUCCCUCAGAAGAAGGGUUUCUGAAUGAUACGCUAUAUCAUGCCGGUUGUGUCUUCUAUGUUCGCACCACUGGCCCCCAGCUUCUCAUGCAUCUGGAAUGCACAAGCAAUAUAUACGGCAGGACUGUCAAUCCCCACAACCGUAACCUCACCUCAGGAGGUAGCAGCGGUGGUGAAGGAGCUUUGGUUGCAAUGCGGGGUAGUGUUUUGGGUGUGGGUGGAGAUAUUGGAGGCAGCAUCCGCUGUCCCGCGAGCAACAACGGCGUAUACGGAUUUAAACCGACCUGCACACGCAUCUCUGCAAAGGGAAAGAAGACUGGAAUGGUUGGCUCUGACGCUAUCCUUGCCACUUAUGGCCCGCUCUGUAGCAGUCGGGAAGCGAUCAAUCUGUUCAUGAAGGUCGCAUUGGAUGGCCAACCCUGGCGUAUGGACCCGUCAUUGACACCGAUUCCAUGGACCCCAGUCACCUUAGCGAAGCCGCUGAAAAUCGCCAUCGAAUGGGACGAUGGUGUUGUUAAACCGCAUCCUCCUAUUCUCCGUGCGCUCAGAGAAGUUGCCAAUGCAUGCCGGAAUGCUGGCAUGGAAGUUGUCGACUGGGUGCCGCUGAACCACUCCAAAGCAUGGGAUAUCAUUUCCGCUCUGUACUUUACGGACGGAGGUGAAGAUGUCCUUAGUUCCAUAAAUGCAUCCGGUGAACCAAUCCUACCAUUAACCAAAUUCAUUAUUCACGAGCAGCCAACCGUGAAGCUACAUACCAUUGCAGAAUUUUGGAAGCUGUGCCUUGAGCGCAACAAUUACCGCGAAGCAUACGCCAAACACUGGUCAGCAACAGCAACCAUGCCUACCGGUGAAGUUGACCUGAUUCUAAGCCCUGUCGGCCCUGGAUGCGCUCCGCCUCACGAAACCGCCCGAUAUUGGGGCUACACGGCACAGUGGAAUUUGCUCGAUUACCCCGGUGCUGUUUUCCCUGUUACCACAGUAGAUCCGGCGGUAGACACGCGCGACGAGACUUAUCAGCCCCGCAACGACAAGGAUCGAUAUAAUUAUGAUCUUUAUACGGGGCCAGAGAGAUAUGAGGGAGCUCCGGUGAGCUUGCAGCUUGUGGGUAGAAAAUUCUGUGAUGAGAAGGUUAUCGCUGGGCUUGAGGCGAUUGAGAAGGCGAUGGGGAGAGAGUGA
Messenger RNA from Blastomyces dermatitidis ER-3, 2001 nucleotides. RefSeq lists its product as uncharacterized. Lineage: Eukaryota; Fungi; Ascomycota; Eurotiomycetes; Onygenales; Ajellomycetaceae. The coding region runs from base 1 to 2001 and encodes 666 amino acids. The transcript has 5 exons. The record is from RefSeq and is a predicted model, not a curated record.